This is a messenger RNA of Dicentrarchus labrax (European seabass), 2512 nucleotides long. It is a transcript of the gene tmprss13a, whose product is annotated as transmembrane serine protease 13a. Gene Ontology annotation, biological process: proteolysis. Gene Ontology annotation, cellular component: membrane. The record is from RefSeq and is a predicted model, not a curated record. Lineage: Eukaryota; Metazoa; Chordata; Actinopteri; Moronidae. Gene Ontology annotation, molecular function: serine-type endopeptidase activity. The coding region runs from base 162 to 1652 and encodes 496 amino acids. The transcript is spliced from 13 exons.
AGAAAGGACAGGAGAAGAAAACACAGAGGAGAGUAGAGGUGUUUAAUGUGGCACCACCAUGCAGUAACUGCUGCUCCGUGACUGAGUAAACGCCUGGAUGUGAAAAAGCUCCACCAACCUGCUCUCACCUCCAGUCUCCACUCUCUGCUGACCUGAGUCCAAUGGCAAAGCAUGACCCGAACGACCCCCCUCCUCCUUACUACUCCGUUGCCAUGCACACCCAGCCCCCCCUCAAGCCCUAUGAGGAGGUGGUGUAUGGUGUGGGUCCAGGGCUGACUCCCCCGUCCCAUCCGCAUUACAUCCCCCAGUAUCCACCACCUGUGGUUGUUCCCCAGGUCACACGGUCAAGCAUACCCCCCAGCAGUAAGAGGAAGAGAUGCUGUGAUAGUAAUUCCCAGUGUUACGGAGGGUUAGGAGGAGCCUUACUGGUGCUUGGUCUGCUGGCACUGGCGAUCUGGCUUGGAGUUCGUUAUGGCACUCGGUUGGCAACUGUAGCAAUCCUCUACGAUGAUGACGACGAUGAUCAUAAAAAUGAAAAUCUGCUUUUGCCAAAGUAUGACACCUGCCCCAACAAUACUGUCCAAUGUGAUGCGAUAAGAGACUGCCAACUGGGCACUGACGAAACAAACUGUGUGAGGUUUGGCAAGGACAAUGGUUUGCAGGUCAAGACAUCUCAAGAUGGCCGCUUUCUACCAGUGUGCUACAAAGGCUGGGACCAGAACAUCGCCGACCGGACCUGCGCAUACCUAGGAUUCAGAAAGUCCUAUGUCACCAAAGCAAUACAAACCCAGGAGUCUAUUACUUUAACAUUGACCAGCAGAUCAGCUUCACCUAUCCAGGGUCUGGUAAAUGUCAGUACUUCCUGUCCAGACCAGAAGACUGUCUCCCUGCAGUGUAUGGACUGUGGUAAGCAGCAGACUACAUCCCGGAUCAUCGGGGGCAGCAUGGCUAAGGUGGGUCAGUGGCCUUGGCAGUUGUCACUCCACUUCAGAGGAUCCCACGUCUGCGGAGGAGUCUUGAUCUCUCCUGAUUUUGUGCUGACCGCUGCCCACUGCUUCCCAAGAGGCAACACUUUGACCCUCUUGGCAGAGAACUGGAAAGUAUAUAGUGGAGCUGUGUCUCUGGACAGACUACCUCAGCCCUACCUGGUUAAGAAGAUCCUACUGAACGAGGACUACAACAGCAAAACUAAUGACCAAGAUGUCGCUCUUCUCAAACUUAAAUCUCCAGUUGUUUUCAAUGAUAAAACUCAGCCAGCUUGUCUGCCAACCUUUGACCAGCAAUUUCCCCAAGGAACCAGAUGCUGGACCUCCGGUUUUGGCACCACUGUAGCAGGAUCCGGCACCGUAUCCAGGGAUCUGAUGGAGGUGACUGUGGACAUCAUUGGAAGAGAAGUGUGUAACAGCCCCAGUGUGUAUGGAGGCGCUGUGACUAAGAACAUGCUCUGCGCUGGGGACCUUGCUGGAGGCAAAGACUCCUGUCAGGGUGACAGUGGUGGACCUUUGGUGUGUCAGGGGGAGAGUCGUUGGUACCUGGUGGGGAUCACAAGCUGGGGAGCUGGCUGUGGUGAAAGAAACAAGCCUGGUGUUUACACCAAAGUCAGAAGUGUCCUGCCCUGGAUCUACAGCAAUAUGCAGCAAGAGAGGCCAUGAUAUCCCUUCGUCUCCUGCUGGUGGCAAUCUGCUUUCCCCACUUCACCCAAUGAACGCUGCACUAUGAAGUCGUCUCAGAGAGAUGGACAGGUUUACCCAUACAUGCAAAUUGCAUUUGAUGAGGAGGUACUGUGGACAGAAAGACAGACGGAUGAAAAGUUGCAUGCUGGUUUGGGGGAGUGGCACAACAAAUUGCUCAACUUGGACACAGGGCUUCUGUCUUGGUGUUCUGCAUCAUCUAUAUUCAUGUCAUACGGCAGUAAUGUGUAUUACCCGAAGCUGAUUAUUGAUACACACUAAUCGAUGCACUGACUUCAGUCUUGCAUUCUUGAUUUUAUUCUCCUGUCUCUUGGUGUCUCAGUCAUACAGAAUAUGUUGGUUUUAAGCAGGCUUUAAGGAUGGCUGGCCCUUCUCUUAUGUGUUCUGUGUCAAUGACACACAGUCCACUCUACUGUGAUCUCCUUAACUGGUUAGAGAAUGAUACUCUUUAAAAGAAAAUGAUUUAUGAUUGUCGAGGUGUGUUUUUCCUCAGGGACACAUCUCAGGCUUUUCAAUGUUGACGAUUGUUUACCAUAUUAAAAUAGGAAAGGACACUUUAUGUAUUCACUUUAUGAAGGAAGAAAGCAGUGUGACCCUUGACUCCCUUUUUGAGCUGGCACUCUGUCUGCACACCUAAACCUCCCCUAACGCUCACACUGUGAAAUUGUUCUCCUUUCAUUGUAUAUCAAUGUGUGUGUUCUCUGUCUGUCAUAUUUAUGUGCAUUUUGUCUAAUUGAGUUUUCUAUUUGUCUAAUGUAUGGGAUCACUGAGCGUUACACACUGAGCAUACACAAAAUAAAGAUCAAGGAAAAUCGUUAUAA